This is a messenger RNA of Salvia hispanica, 2101 nucleotides long. Its product is annotated as serine/threonine-protein kinase 54-like. Gene Ontology annotation, molecular function: ATP binding; protein serine/threonine kinase activity. The record is from RefSeq and is a predicted model, not a curated record. Gene Ontology annotation, cellular component: plasma membrane. Gene Ontology annotation, biological process: protein phosphorylation. Lineage: Eukaryota; Viridiplantae; Streptophyta; Magnoliopsida; Lamiales; Lamiaceae.
CUGUCCUAUCCUAAAUUCUCUCUCACUAGAAACCUUUGUAAAAGUAAAACCUCAAUUUUAGGCAACUCUCUCUCUCAGCCCUUUAUAUCUGGACCCUCAUUCUCCGUCAUUCUUCUUCACAUAAUUAAUAUUCUCUCUUUCUGGGAAUAUGUCGGCUUAAAUUUCAAGUUCUUGAUUUUUUCGAAAUCUGGUCAAAUUUUGCGGUUUUGCAGUUUAAAUCGUGCGAUAUACGUAUUCGUAGCUAGCAUAUGCUUGUUAGUAUAUUUUGAUUGGAUAUCUGAAACUGUUGAUUUGUUUCACUUGAAGAAAGAUUUGUUUUUUAUUUUGUUUUUUGGGUUUGAUUCUGUUAAGAAGAUUGUUAUGGGUUGUGUUGGAGUCGGUCUCUGCGAUUAGAAAACAAUUGUGGUCAUUUUCUUAGGGUUUACUUUUUAUUCUUUUCUAUUUGGGCAUUUUCCCCAGCUCUGAUUGCUGGCUUGAAUAAAUAAGGCUUUUCAUUUCUUGAAAAGUCAAAUUUUAGUUUUUAAUUCUCUUGCAUUACUUUGUCCUCUCUUUUAUAUGAAUCUUAUUGGCUUUGAAGUCCACAUUGGAAUAGACUUCUUUGUUUAGCUCAUUCGUAGUUAUUUGUGUUAGAGUUCGUCUUGCAAUAGGAAAGUUAUCAGAGUUUUCUUUGCUACAAAUUUGGUGAUAAAAAGGUUGAAUUGAAGCUUUGAUCACAUAUUGAUUUUGUAUGCUGGUUGGCCUAUUUUAGUUAAAAGUUUUUGAUUCUGCUGGCAUAUUUUCGAGUUUUAAGGGCUGAGUUUUAGCAACAUGGAUCCGAAUACGAGUGAGGAAUUGAAGGGUGUGGGAAAUAGUAGUAGUAAGAGCUUGUCGGAUAAGAGCGUAGGAAGCAUUAGCAGCAAAGAUAUGAUUUUUCGGGCGGAUAAGAUUGAUCUCAAGAGCUUAGAUUUGCAGCUUGAGAAGCACUUGAGCAAGGUUUGGUCUAAGAAUUUGGAAACUCAGAGCAGCCAGAAGCCGAGAGAGGUGUGGGAGAUCGAUCCUACUAAGUUAGAACUUCGAUACCUUGUGGCUCAGGGAACCUAUGGCAUAGUUUACCGGAGUACUUAUGAUGGUCGGGAUGUUGCAGUUAAGGUGUUGGAUUGGGAGGAUGGCACAAAAACAGCUGCAGAAGCUGCUGAAAUUCGAGCAUCAUUCAAACAGGAGGUUUCUGUUUGGCACAAGCUCAACCAUCCAAACGUUACUAGUUUCAUUGGUGCGUCAAUGGGGGUGUCACAAUUGAAAGUUCCUCCAAAGAAUCCAUCCGAGGGUUACACAAACCUUCCACCAAGGGCAUGUUGUGUUGUCGUGGAAUUUCUCUCCGGAGGCACAUUGAAGAGCUACUUAUUCAAGAAUCGAAAAAAGAAGCUUCCCUUUAAAGUUGUGAUCCAGCUUGCUCUGGACCUUGCACGAGGGUUGAGCUAUCUGCACGCGCAAAGGAUUGUACAUCGUGAUGUCAAAGCAGAAAACAUGCUUAUAGGUGCUCAAAGAACACUGAAAAUCGCUGAUUUUGGUGUCGCUCGUGUUGAAGCUAAUAAUCCGAGCGACAUGACUGGUGAAACCGGAACUCUAGGCUACAUGGCCCCUGAGGUGCUAGAUGGGAAGCCUUAUAACCGGAAAUGCGACGUAUACAGCUUCGGUGUUUGCUUGUGGGAAAUAUACUGUUGUGAUCUGCCUUACAACGAUUAUAGCUUUGCUGAUAUUAUGUCAGCUGUUGUUCGACAGAAUCUACGCCCGGAGAUCCCACGUUGUUGUCCUAGCUCUCUUGCAAGCAUCAUGAAACGGUGUUGGGAUGCAAACCCGGACAGACGGCCGGAGAUGGAUGAGGUUGUGAGGCUGCUCGAGGCAAUCGACACGAGCAAAGGCGGCGGCAUGAUACCGGAAGACCAAUCAGCAAGGUGUUUCUGCUUUGCUCCGACUAGAGGCCCAUAAAAGAUUGUCUAGCUUCUCCUCUGUUUUUUCAGCCAUUAAUUAGAUGAAUUCCCAUUUGUGAAGAUAGUUUUCUUCAUCUACUUUUAAAGAUUUAUGGAUUUGUGAUUUUCUUCACAAUGCUAUCUAUUUGCCUUCA